UUGCUACCAUUUGCAUACAACGCUAUUGAUCGUGCAGCAAUCGAUCAAACCAUCGGAACCGUCUGGUGGUUGAACGGUGAGCGAGCAAAUUUCGAAGGUUGCGUAUUGAUCGUUCGUGCUUUCGGUCGUAGUCUAAUUCCGGUUACAAAUCCGUGGUACACACCCGACGCCGCAGUAGCAAUGGUCGCCGCCUACUCGCCGUUCACUCGAAAGGAUUGGGGUCUGAUCGCCUUGGCAGCAAUCGUCCCGUACGGCUGCAGCUACCUCACGUACGUCUAUGCGAAGGACUGGGAGCCCAUGCAGUGGUACAAGGUGCGUAUGAGGUUCGAUAUGGUUCAGCAAAGCUAGAC
Soboliphyme baturini is the source of this 350-nucleotide messenger RNA. NCBI's taxonomy places the organism in Eukaryota, Metazoa, Nematoda, Enoplea, Dioctophymatida, Soboliphymatidae. The record is from the annotation of a GenBank genome assembly.